AUGCGCAGUACAUCCACAGAUAUGAAACAGGGUUUGGCUAUUCGGACCUCGGACUGCGCGCAAUGGCGUCUCCCAUGAACAGCGACACUUUUUAUUCCAACAUAAAUACAGUACAAGAAUGGAUAAGGGUUCAAAUGGAGGAAAACAAAUAUGAUGUCGACCCAAACCCGUUGCCAGAUAUUUAACGAAUGUCUUAUUUUGUGUUAGACUAUGGCAGGCAAAUGAAAUUCUGAAAUCGAAAGAAAAAAUGGGCUUUACCCCCGGAUAGUAUGAUUUCGCUGACAUCAUGCUCUCUUGAACCCUCCACUGCAGACUGUCGCGUUCAUUCUAUGUGGUAUAUUGGCGACUUUGUUUAGAGCCCGAUUCAGGCAUGUUCCAAAAUGGAUUCUCAACAGACAGGGGCUCUGACCAAUUUUGGCUCAGAUGACAGGAGUGUCGGCCAAUCCUUGAAGAGAUCGGGGACUGUGCCAGAGAUCCAUGAGGAGCCAGUGGACUCCUUGAUCUUAUCCUGCCCACCAGGUAACCUCCAAUAAUGCUCCCUUAAACAGGUGUACUCCAGUACAGGUUUCCAAUCAAAACCUUUUUAGGCCAAACGAGGAGGGGCUGGGAGAGUGCCAGAUGUGAGCGGGACACAGCCAGCAUUACAAGAAGCAGUUGAACACUGCGGGCUCAACCAACCAAUCACAGUCUCCUGGUGUGUGCGAUCAAUCAAUCAGAGUCAAAUCAGACGUUCCUGGAUUGUGCAACAGGCCAAUCACAGACUCUGCAGCUCUCAGCUCUACCAAAGACGUGUCUCCCUCUGAUUCUGAAGGGAGUAGGUUAGAAGCCAGAGCUGUUUGGUCUGGGACCAGUUGAAAUGCCCUGACCUCCACUACUGUGACUGGUACGGGUCAAAUGGAGGAUGUGUGUGUUGAAGAGAUAAAACACACGGAGGAGCCUCUCUAUAGGAUGGAGACAGAAGAGAGGGAUAAGAGGAGAGAUGGAGAGAGUGAUGUUACACAACACAGGAACGGUAGUCCCGUUGUCCCUGAAACGCCUCUCAUCUCCGACACAGCCAAGGCAGAGAGAGAUGGAGGGAUAAGGGGGGAGAAAGAAAGGAAAGAUAGAGAGGUUGAGAGAGUGAUCGCUAUUUUCCUACCCCCUAGUCAAUGUCAUGGUGGAAAAGAGAGACCGGGAGAGGAUAGAGGAGAGAGAGCAGAGGCAGGGAAAGGAGUUUGGGGGAGAAGAGAGGAAGAGGAGGGAGAAGUAUUGGAUCUGAGCUUCCCUAAAAAGAGAGAGAUUAAGGAGAGGAGCCUUUGGCAUGAGAGCUCACUGCUUAUGGAGGUAGAUGAGGUAGAGGGGGAUGGAGAUAGGGACAUUGUAGAGGAAGAUGAUGGCGAUGAUGAAGAGGAUUCUAUAUUGAGAAUGGAUGGAGCUGACAUUUUGGGGGGACCUCUCUUGUCUCCCUUGUUCUUCUCUACCUCUGUUUUCACCUCCCUCUCUUCCAUAGACUCUGAAAGUGAAGGUCUUCUCCUAAUAGAUGACCAGGGUAUUCCAUACACACUCACCCCUGAGGGGCACAAAGUUCCCCAAAUGGACUCUUCCAGGCCAGACAACCCCCCCUCAAGCCAGCCAAAGGUGCAGUCCAGCUCAUUGGAGGUAGAGGAUGACAGGUCGUCUCAUAUAACCACAGCAGGGGUCACUUACCUCAGCCAAAGUUUAGUAAAAACUCCACACACACACAAGGAAAACACAUGUCCCGCUCCUGUUACAUCUAUGAAACCCUCACAGAAGUCAGAACUUCUAAACAAUACAGAACACUCAAAGAACCCAGAACUCUCACAGAAUGCGGAACCCCCUAAGGUUCUAGAUUCAGGUGUGAAAUCUGUUAGUGAGGCUCGUGCUGCUGUUUCCCAACCCUCUGGUUCUGCUGUACACCUCCAACCCCCUCAGCCCAUCCAGAUCCUGACUAACCCCUCCUCCAACACCCCCAUCCUCCUCUUCCCCUCCUCCCCCCAGCUCUCCUCCAUUCCCUUAACCAAGACUGAUACCAACCCAGGCCUCCUGGCCUUCUCUCUCUCCCUCCCCCUCUCCCUCACCCAAAACACUCCCAGUGCCUCCACCUCUAUGUUCCUACUGCUCUCCUCCUCCUCCACCACCUCUUCCUCCUGUCAGUCUUUCUCUACUUCCAACCCCAUUGCUCUUAUUGACCGCUCCACCGGUCAGCUCUCCCAAAUCUCUACCUCCUCUUCAUCCCCUCUUUCUCUCUCUCUCUCUUCUGGUCAGCUUGCCACAUCAGUGUCAUCCCUCCCUGCCAAUCCCUCCCACCCAGUUAUUAUAUCGACACCCAACAACUCCCCUACCAUCCUAUCAAGAGAGAGUCCCUUCGUUAACCCUCCCGCCCCCCUGACCUCCCCCUCUGUGGUCUCCUCCCCUCCUCCAAGCAGCCCAGUGCUGAUGGCAGUUCUAAAGCAGUUCUACUCAGCUCACCUCCUCACAAACACACUGAACCAAACUGUUGUGACCCCAACACCGAUCAUCAGUCACUAUCUACUGAAGAAACCCAAAUGGAAUCUGUCCCAAAUGGGUCAUCUCCUACUAAAGCCCCUCCCCUUACACACCUGCAAUCACCUUCUCUGUCCUUUGACUUCCGUUUGGAGGCAUCCGACCAGUCAAAAGCCCCAGAGUCAAAGCACACCUCCCUCCCAUGGGACGACCAUCUGUACUUCUCCUCUGCCACCGCUCCUCUCUCCCCUCCCCUUGCCCCCAUCUUCCCCUCCAGCGGACCCAGGAACCUGAACCCCAUGGACCCUCUGGACCCCCUGUCCCCAGCCUCCUCUCCCUCCUCUGGGCCACGAAGGGUCCUCUACUGCCCUCUCUGCCCCAGGAUCUUCUACUACCUGUCUGACCUGGAGCGUCACUCCAUCACCCACUCUCAGAACAAACCCCAUGUCUGCCUGCAGUGUGGCAAGGCCUUCAAACGCUCCAGCCAUUUGCAGAGACACAAGCACAUUCACACGGGCGAGAGGAACUUUGUGUGCCCCAUCUGCUCCAAGCGUUUCAGGGAGGCGGGCGAGCUGCAGCGCCAUCAGAGGGUACACACAGGAGAGAAGCCCUACCAGUGCCCGCUGUGCCACACACGCUUCGCCGAGCGCAACACCCUGCGUCGACACACCAGACGCAAACACCCUUACCACCAGGCAGCUAUGGAGAUGCUGUCCGAGAGAGGAGCAGGGGGAGGAGGAAGAGAAGGCGGGGAUGGAGAUGCUGUCCGAGAGAGGAGCAGGGGGAGGAGGAAGAGAAGGCGGGGAUGGAGAUGCUGUCCGAGAGAGGAGCAGGGGGAGGAGGAAGAGAAGGCGGGGAUGGAGAUGCUGUCCGAGAGAGGAGCAGGGGGAGGAGGAAGAGAAGACGGGGAUGGAGAUGAGGGCACAGAAGAGUGGUAUAGUUCCACUGUGUCCAACUUGGACAACUCUGACUCUGAACCAGAUUCUGAGGUCAUUUCCUGAGGCUGAUCCUCUUGAAUAAAGGAAAGGAGAAGAGGAGAAGGAGAAGAAGGAGGAGGAGGAAGAGGAGAAGGAGGAGGAGGUGGAGAAGGCGAAGGAGGAGGAGAAGGAGAGCAAAGAUGGUGUAGCUUCACUGUGUUCGACUUGGACAACUCUUGACACUGAAAGGGAUUGAAAAUUACUUUUGAAUGAAAAGUACCUGAACGGUACUUUCCAAUGAGAUUGGUUAUAUUUAUAAAAUGAAUUACUCUUGAAUGUAUUUUAUUUCCAUUUCCUUACAGGGUCGGAAAUUAUCACUGAUCUCAUAAAUCAUUUCCCAUCAAGUAUUCCUUCGAUUUUCGUCAUUUCCACAACUAUAGGGCGGAAAAUGUUAAUGGACAUUCUAAAAAAUGUCCAUCCUGCUAUAACAAUACAUUUGCACUACCAAAGUACAAACAAUUAUGUUGUAAAAAGCGCUGUCGCAAUGUUUUAUUGUAAAAUUGUACUUUUACCCCUUUUUUCGUGGUAUCCAAUUGUUUUUAGUAGCUCCUAUCUUGUCUCAUCGCUACUCCCUUACGGGCUCUGGAGAGACGGAGGUUGAAAGUCAUGCGUCCUCCAAUACACAACCCAACCAAGCCGCACUGCUUCUUAACACAGCGCGCAUCCAACCCAGAAGCCAGCCGCACCAAUGUAUCAGAGGAAACACCGUGCACCUGGCAACCUUGGUUAGCGCGCACUGCGCCCGGCCCGCCACAGGAGUCGCUGGUGCGCGAUGAGACAAGGACAUCCCUACCGGCCAAGCCCUCCCUAACCCGGACGACGCUAGGCCCUCCCUAACCCGGACGACGCUAGGCCAAUUGUGUGUCGCCCCACGGACCUCCCAGUCGCUGCCGGUUACAACAGAGCCUGGGCGCGAACCCAGAGUCUCUGAUGGCACAGCUGGCGCUGCAGUACAGCUCCCUUAACCACUGCGCCUCCCGGGAGGCCCCCUGUUCUUUAUUACUAUAUUUUUUUAUUCUCGUGGAAGCUGUACUUAUUAUUGAGUGAGAUUAUUGAACUUUACAUUUACAUUUACAUUUAAGUCAUUUAGCAGACGCUCUUAUCCAGAGCGACUUACAAAUUGGUGAAUUCACCUUCUGACAUCCAGUGGAACAGCCACUUUACAAUAGUGCAUCUAAAUCAUUAAGGGGGGGUGGUGAGAAGGAUUACUUAUCCUAUCCUAGGUAUUCCUUGAAGAGGUGGGGUUUCAGGUGUCUCCGGAAGGUGGUGAUUGACUCCGCUGUCCUGGCGUCGUGAGGGAGUUUGUUCCACCAUUGGGGGGCCAGAGCAGCGAACAGUUUUGACACUGUCGUUUGCACUUUUGAAAAGUGGAUUUUGUGUUCAAAUGUGAGAACAAUAGCCUCCAAUUUGUCCUUUUGACAUGGUUUUUACAUUGUGAUUUCUGCUGCCUAUGCCUUCAAAACAAGGUGCCCUAAUUUGUUAAAUGCAUAGAACAGAAUUCCUACCAAUUCUUUAUUGUUGCUGAUUGCACCACUGAUGCAAUUGAAGCUUAUGAUAAAUACUCAUCAUGUUAACUUAUUUCAGUUAAACCUCCCUGUGUGUGUACAGUGCCUUCAGAAAGUGUUCAUACACCUUGAGUUAUUUCACAUUUUGUUGUGUUACGGCCUGAAUAAAACAAUGUAUUAAAAAUAUUAUUUUCUCAUACACACAAUACCCAUAAUGAAAAAGUGAAAACAUGUUUUGAGAAAUGUUUGCAAAUGUAUUGAAAAUGAAAAACAUAAAUAUCUAAUUUACGUAAGUAUUCACACACCUGAGUCAAUACAUGUUGGAAUGACCUUUUGCAGUGAUUACAGCUGUGAGUCUUUCUGGGUCUCUAAGAGCUUUGCACACUUGGAUUCUACAACAUUUGCACAUUAUUAUUUUUACAAUUCAAGCUCUGUCAAGUUGGUUGUUGAUCAUUACUAGAUAGACAUGUUCUCUUGCCAUAGAUUUUCAAGCCAAUUUAAGUCAAAACUGCAACUAGGCUUCUCAGGAACAUUCAAUGUUGUCUUGGUAAGCUACUCCAGUGUAUAUUUUCCUUGUGUUUUAGGUUAUUGUCCUGCUGAAAGGUGAAUUUGUCUCCCAGUAUCUGCUGGAAAGCAGACUGAACCAGGUAUUCCUCUAGGAUUUUGCCUGUGCUUAACUUUAUAUCCUGAAUAAGCAAAUCAAACACAGUACAUCAGAGUACCACUCUUCAUAUUUUUAAGCAUGGUGGUGGCUGCAACAUGGUAUGGGUAUGCCUGUCAUCGACAAAGGCUAGGGAGUUUUUUUUAGGAUGAAAAUGAACGGAAUAGAGUUAAUUUCUUUGCCUAAUUUAAUUUUUUUUUACUUUAGUGCCUUAUUGUAAACAGGAAGCAUCUUUGGAAUAUUUGUAUUCUUUACAGGCUUCCUUUUAUUCACUCUGUCAUUUAGACAACCUGGUCUUCGAGCAUUUCGUAUUAUUCUGUAGGUAAAUUCACAACGCUCCAUUUAGUAUCAUAUGUUACGUUUCAUAUGGUAUGUGUACAUUUGUGGAUGUCCAUCCAUUUAGUUUGAUAUGUUACGAAUUUAAAUUUGUAUAAUAUGUUAAGAAUUUCCAAAACGUACAAUAUGUUACUAAUUUGCAAAACUCACGAUAUGUUACAAAUUCUAAUUUGUUGUGGCUAACGUUAGCUAGGUGGCUAAUGCUAACGUUAGCUAGCUGGUGAAGAGAUUCAAACACGAAACGUUGCUUGACGUUCGCGUUGUAUGCCUACCCAUCCACCCUGACCAACCACCCUCCUUUUGGUUUUGUCUUCAGUAGCCUUCUGUCUUAUGUAGCCAUACCAAACGUAACAUAUUAUACUAAUUUGAGUAUCCCGGAUUUACGUUUACUAUGUUACGUUUAGUCUAUGGGACCACUCUGAGGAACUAUAAUGUUAUUGAGCCAUCCUCAGGUUUCUCUUAUCACAGACAUUAAGCUUUAUAACUGUUUUAAAGACACCAUUGGACUCAUGGUGAAAUCCCUGAGCUGUUUCCUUCCUCUCAGGAAAAUGAGUUAGGAAGGAUGCAUGUAUCCUUGUAGUGACUGAGUGUAUUGAUACACCAUCCAAAUUGUAAUGAAUAACUUCACCAUGUUCAAAGGUAUAGUCAAUGUCUGCUUUUUUUAUACCCAGACCUUUGUGAGUCAUUGGAAAACUUCCAUGGUCUUUUGUGGUUGAAUCUGUGUUUGAAAUUCACUGCUCGUCCCAGGGACCUUACUUACAGAUAAUUGUAUGUGUGAGAUACAGAGAUGAGGUAGUCCUUCAAAAAUAAUUUUAAACAUAUAGAGUAAACAAAAAAAUAUUUUUUUGCACAUAGAGUAAAUCCAUUCAACUUAUUUUGUGACUAUGCUAAGCAAAUUUGUAACUCCUGAACUUAUUUAGGCUUGCCUCAACAAAGGGGUUGAAUACUUAUUGACUCAAGACAUUUCAGCUUUUAUUAUUUUAUUACUUAAAUUAAUUUUGGAAAAACACAAUUCCACUUUGACAUUAUGAGGCCAGUGACACAAAAUCUAAAUGUAAUCGAUUUUAAGUUCAGGCUGUAACACAACAAAAUGUGGAAAAAGUGAAAGGGUGUGAAUACUUCCUGAAUGCACUGUACCUACAUUGUAUAUUACAAGAUUUGUGCAUGGUGUUCCUGGCAUCCUUCACUAGUCUCCUUUCCUUCAGGACCAUCCAUCAAAUACUGUCAGAUCAGUAGUCAUGGAAAAAUGGAAACAAGGGCAUAAAGUGAAUCAAGUUAAAUACAAGUUUAAUACGUGAUUAACUUUAAUUAUUUUGGGCCAAGUGUCCAUCUAUUAAGAUAAUGAAUUUUAUUUUUUAAUGACGUUGACAUCAUUCAACCUGAAAUCCACUCAGGUCUUUCUGUCCUGGUCUCUGUGGUAGCUGAUAUAUGUGCUAGGUUUGUGACCUGUGGAGUUGGGAUGUUUCCAGGGGCUAAUUGGGUUUGUAAUGCAGGCUUGAGUUUCUCCUACUUCCCACAGGAGUCGCACCAGCGUUGCCAGGUGCACGGUGUUUCCUCCGACACAUUGGUGCUGCUGGCCUCCGGGUUGGUUGCGCGCUGUUUUAAGAAGCAGUGCGGAUUGGUUGGGUUGUGUAUCAGAGGACGCAUAAAUUUCAAUCUUCGUCUCUCCUGAGCCCUUACGGGAGUUGUAGCGAUGAGACAAGAUAGUAGCUACUAACAAUUGGAUACCACGAAAAAGGGGGUCAAAUAAAAAAUAAAAAACAAGAUCCAGUGCUAGUUACUGGUUCAUUAUUAAAACCAA
Molecule: messenger RNA, 7764 nt
Organism: Oncorhynchus masou masou (cherry salmon)
Lineage: Eukaryota; Metazoa; Chordata; Actinopteri; Salmoniformes; Salmonidae
Product: zinc finger protein 524-like
Exons: 3
Coding region: 2547-3485 (312 amino acids)
Biological process (GO): regulation of transcription by RNA polymerase II
Molecular function (GO): RNA polymerase II cis-regulatory region sequence-specific DNA binding; DNA-binding transcription factor activity, RNA polymerase II-specific
Source: RefSeq, a predicted model, not a curated record